GUUUCGUGUCUAAUUAUCAAGCGAUUGAAGCGAUAUUCCUCUCUCUUUCUCUCGCUCGCCGAGAAGCGGGACACAGCCAGGAUCUCUCGUCGAGGUCUCGAUCGCGCGAUCGAUGUCUGUCCUCUCGAAGGUGCUCGAAGGCAGGCAACGGCGUCGGUCGACUUUCGUCGGGACUUGUUUGGUCACCCCCGUGGGGGGACGGAUGGGUGACGCAUCUCACGUAACGACAUCGCGCAAUCUGCUCCGGGCUCUGACUCCACGAAAAUAAAUCUCGGCGCUCCUCGCCGCGGCAUUUCGCACGGUGUUUCUCGUCGUCGCUGCCUGCGAGACCUGGCUUCGCUCCUCGUGUAUCCUGUAUGGCCCUGUGACACCCAGCUCUGCGCGGUCGCGACCCGAAGAUGGCCCGGGACGCAGGCGUCGUCUACCUGCUGAUCGUGAUCGCGCACCUGUGCUCGUGCGCGCGUUACGGCAGUUAUGGAUACAAUAAUUACGUUGAAUAUAGCCUCGAGAACGAAAAGAUAUGCCAUGUCCUAAACAAGAAGCACACGAUCGACAUGCAACACGGCGCCGCGGCGAUCGUCAUGCCGCAUCAUAUGUUCGACCACUGGGUCGUCAAGGCCAAUCGCAAUUGUACCUUCGUCUUCCGGACUGGUAAGAGCGAGGGCCUCUUCGCGGUUAUUCAAAAGAUGUUUCUUCGUCGCGACGGUGAUCGGUGUAUUGAUUACGUACGGUUCAAGAGAAGCGAUGGAUUUUACACAAGCAAGUUCUGUGGGGAGAUAGAUCGCAGCCAAACAACAUACCUUCUGGUUCCUGAGCCUGAGAACAGUUCGGGUAACACAAAUGAAAGCCGGACACCUAAUUAUGAUAUAUAUGCAGAAUAUGAUCCUAUUAAAAAAUCAAAAGUGUGGUCUAUUCGGUCGGAUUCUGCUACGAUAGAAACGGAAGUAUUCAUUUCCAAGGAAAGAGUACCAGAUGGACAGUCCCUGGAUCUUACAAUAGUUUACACCCCGUUCAUAAGGUGCGAUCAGGCAGAUUCCGAACAAUACCAAGAGGUUGGAUACAACAAUUGUAUUCGGAAGGAGUACAUAUGCGAUAAGAUCUACAAUUGUCCUUUUGGUAUGUGCUCUGACGAGGUAAAUUGCGUGAUCAAUGAUCGGUAUCCCAAAGACAAUACUGCCACAAAGGUCACUGUAGGAGCAGUCACCACCAUGAUCCUCUGCUUCAUCAUCUUUGUUAUGUGUUUAUGGAUCUGCAAGAAAUCACAAAAGUUAUGCUGGUCAUCGGAUUGGGCUGGUCCAAAUGUGUGCUCGCGGCCGGUUUCCUUGCCGGACGCGGAGCGGGGUCAGGGAUCCAAUCACGCAGUGCCAACGGCCCCCAUGUUGGAGGUCGCAAUGUCUUCGCCUGUCGUAGACAAAGAUCUACCACCCAGUUAUGACUCGUUGUUCCCCGAACAAAGUAAUCCUGCUAGAUCGUAAGUUAUUAAAUCCGAGUAUAAACUGGUAGGAUGAAGUAUG
Molecule: messenger RNA, 1514 nt
Organism: Cyphomyrmex costatus
Lineage: Eukaryota; Metazoa; Arthropoda; Insecta; Hymenoptera; Formicidae
Exons: 4
Coding region: 399-1475 (358 amino acids)
Source: RefSeq, a predicted model, not a curated record